AUGGCUUCAACUGUGAACACAGUAUAUGUUGUGACAGGUGCCAACAGAGGCCUCGGCCUUGGACUGACAAAACGGCUCCUAGAGCGCUCUGCCACUACUGUCGUGGCCUCCGUGCGCAGUCCAGACGCCGCCACAAGCCUGAGAGCAGAAAUCGAGGAUGUGAAGAUGGGCGAAAACAGUAUACUUCACAUCAUCGAAUUGGACUUUUCAACCGCAAUUCCCCCCGAUAAUAUUAUACGGACGUUCUCCGCAGCUGUCAGUACAGUGUCACACAUAGAUGUGCUCAUCUGCAAUGCCGGAUGCGCGACGCCAAUGAUACCAGCCGUUGAAACUCCAGCGGAAGAUCUCCGUGCAUCAUUUGAAACCAACACCAUUGCCCCGCUUCUUGUCUUCCAAGCAUUCUGGCCUCUGAUGCAGAGAUCUGCUUUUGCGCCAAAACUAGCAGUGAUAUCUUCCUCGGUUGGUUCGGUUGGUCAACAGGAACCUUUCCCCGGUGGGGCUUAUGGGCCCAGUAAAGCAGCUUCCAACUGGCUUACCAAGGCUCUUCAUAGCCAGAAUGAGGCGGAUGGCUUAGUUGCGUUUGCUUUGCAUCCUGGCUGGGUGCAAACGCGCGCGGGAUAUUCUGUUGCGAAGCAGUUGGGAUAUCCUCAUGAUCCACCAUUGACUGUUGAAGACAGCGUGGAAGGGAUGCUCAAAGUCAUUGACAGUGCUACAAGAGCAAAUGUGUCGGGAAAGUUUGUCACAGAGACUGGAGAUAUUGUGCCUUGGUAG
Penicillium paradoxum is the source of this 771-nucleotide messenger RNA. Its product is annotated as SDR family oxidoreductase. The record is from RefSeq and is a predicted model, not a curated record. The transcript has a single exon. The coding region runs from base 1 to 771 and encodes 256 amino acids. Lineage: Eukaryota; Fungi; Ascomycota; Eurotiomycetes; Eurotiales; Aspergillaceae.